Messenger RNA from Rattus rattus (black rat), 9016 nucleotides. RefSeq names its product zinc fingers and homeoboxes 3 (gene Zhx3). Gene Ontology annotation, molecular function: DNA-binding transcription factor activity, RNA polymerase II-specific; DNA binding. Lineage: Eukaryota; Metazoa; Chordata; Mammalia; Rodentia; Muridae. Gene Ontology annotation, biological process: regulation of transcription by RNA polymerase II. The record is from RefSeq and is a predicted model, not a curated record. Gene Ontology annotation, cellular component: nucleus. Bases 473 to 3328 code for a protein of 951 amino acids. The transcript has 4 exons.
UCCGAGUGCCACCGAGCUUAGCCGAGCGGCCGGGAGUCAGUUGGUGCAGCUCGUCCUCGCCGCAGAAGCAGCCCGUGGCUCUGGCGUCGCCGCCACCUCCACCGCCGCCGCCGCCUCCGCAGGGCCUGUGCGGGCCGCUCGCCCACCGUGGAGGGAGGGAGGCCCGCAGCGUGGGGAGAGCAGCCGGGCCACGGGUGCUGCCGCAGUCGCCGCCGCCAGGCCUGAAUUGCAACUAGAGAGGCAACAAGUGACUCCUUAAAGAUGCCACAGGGCUGCAGAAGGGGACCUUGAAGAGGUUGAUGAAGUGAGAAGAAUGUUUCUCCAAACGACAAGAAGCUUAAUAAGGAAAAGUGGCUUUCUGCGAAUAACUGAUAAAACUGUCCUUAGAAGUGCCUCCCGGGCCCUCAUGGAAUAGCUGGGAUUUGUACUGCAAGGCUUUCUUGCCUGCUGCUUACCUGAAGUGAUUGUCACCAUGGCCAGCAAGAGGAAGUCCACUACCCCAUGCAUGAUCCCGGUUAAGACCGUGGUGCUGCCGGGUGCCAGCACAGAGGCUCAGCCUGUGGAACCUCUACCUGAAGGUCCCCAGCAGGACCUUCCCUCAGAGGCCCCUGAAGCCAGCAGUGAGGCAGCCCCAAACCCCAGCAGCACUGAUGGCUCUGCCCUGGCAAAUGGGCACCGGAGCACUUUGGAUGGCUAUGUAUAUUCCUGUAAGGAGUGUGACUUCAGGUCCCAGGAUGUGACCCACUUUGUAGGACACAUGACCUCAGAACACACGGACUUUAAUAAAGACCCACAUUUUGUAUGUACAGGGUGCAGUUUCCUGGCAAAAACCCCUGAAGGGCUGUCCCUGCAUAAUGCCAAGUGUCACUCAGGGGAAGCCAGCUUUCUGUGGAAUGUGACCAAGCCAGACAAUCAUGUGGUGGUGGAGCAGAGUGUCCCUGAGAAUGCUAGCUCAUCUGUCCUAGCAGGUGAGUCUACUGAAGGGACUGAAAUCAUCAUUACCAAGACUCCAAUCAUGAAGAUAAUGAAAGGCAAAGCUGAAGCCAAGAAAAUCCAUAUGCUUAAAGAGAACGCUCCUACUCAGCCUGGCGGGGAGGCCUUGCCUAAGCCAUUGGCCGGGGAGACAGAGGGUAAAGAGGGGGACCACACUUUCAUCAAUGGGGCCGCUCCAGUCAGUCAGGCAUCUGCUAAUUCCACAAAACCCCCUCAUACUGCCAAUGGGCCCCUGAUAGGAACAGUGCCCGUAUUGCCAGCUGGCAUAGCACAGUUCCUCUCCCUCCAGCAGCCCACAGUACAUCCCCAGCACCAUCCCCACCAACCCCUGCCCACAUCCAAGGCCCUUCCAAAAGUCAUGAUCCCCCUGAGCAGCAUCCCGACAUACAAUGCAGCCAUGGACUCCAACAGUUUUCUGAAGAACUCCUUCCACAAAUUCCCCUACCCAACCAAAGCUGAGCUCUGCUACUUGACUGUGGUGACCAAAUAUCCAGAAGAACAGCUUAAAAUCUGGUUCACAGCCCAGAGACUGAAGCAGGGAAUCAGCUGGUCUCCUGAGGAGAUCGAAGAUGCCAGGAAAAAGAUGUUCAAUACAGUCAUCCAGUCUGUGCCUCAGCCCACAAUCACAGUUCUAAACACACCACUUGUUGCCAGUGCUGGCAAUGUCCAGCACCUCAUCCAGGCUGCUCUCCCAGGUCAUGCUGUGGGACAGCCUGAGGGCACAGCAGGGGGCCUGUUGGUCACUCAACCAUUGAUGGCCAAUGGGCUGCAAGCAUCAAGCUCGUCUCUCCCCCUGACAACUGCAUCUGUUCCCAAGCCAACUGUGGCACCCAUUAACACUGUGUGUUCAAAUACAACGUCCGCUGUGAAGGUCGUCAAUGCAGCCCAGUCACUCCUCACAGCGUGCCCCAGCAUAACUUCCCAAGCUUUCCUUGAUGCAAACAUCUACAAAAAUAAGAAGUCUCAUGAACAGCUGUCAGCUCUGAAAGGAAGCUUCUGCCGGAACCAGUUUCCCGGGCAGAGUGAAGUAGAGCACCUGACCAAAGUCACAGGCCUCAGCACCAGAGAGGUCCGGAAGUGGUUCAGUGACCGGAGAUAUCACUGCCGGAACCUGAAGGGCACCAGGGCCAUGGUGCCUGGAGAGCAUGGCUCUGUUCUCAUUGACUCUGUGCCAGAGGUGCCCUUUCCCCUGCCGUCUAAAGUUCCAGAGGUGACCUGUGUCCCAACAGCAACCUCACUAGUGAGUCACCCUGCCACCAAACGACAAUCUUGGCACCAGACCCCAGACUUCACGCCAACCAAAUACAAAGAGAGAGCCCCAGAGCAGCUGCGAGUGCUGGAGAGCAGCUUUGCACAAAACCCACUUCCCCCCGAGGAGGAGCUGGACCGCCUAAGAAGUGAAACAAAAAUGACCCGAAGGGAAAUUGAUGGCUGGUUCUCAGAGAGGCGGAAAAGGGGGAAUGCGGAGGAGACAAAGAAGGCUGAUGGGCAUGCGCCUCAGGAGGAGGCAGAGGGUGCUGAGGAGGAGGGUAGAGAUGAAGAGCUGGCCAGUGAGCUGAGGGCUCCUGGUGAGAAUGGCUCUUCGGAAAUGUUUUUUAGCCAUACCUUGGCAGAACGGAAGGUUAGCCCCAUCAAAAUCAACCUCAAGAACCUGCGGGUCACGGAAGCCAGUGGCAAGAGUGAGCUUCCGGGGAUGGGGAUGGGCGUCUGUGAGCCUGAGGAUGAUGGCUUGAACAAGGCGGUAGAGCAGCCGCCGAGCAGAGUAAGCUACAAGAAGACUGCACAGCAGCGCCACUUGCUGCGGCAGCUCUUUGUCCAGACACAGUGGCCCAGCAACCAGGACUACGACUCCAUCAUGGCCCAGACAGGGCUGCCCCGGCCGGAGGUGGUUCGCUGGUUUGGUGAUAGCAGGUAUGCCCUUAAGAACGGCCAGCUCAAGUGGUACGAAGACUAUAAGAGGGGCAACUUCCCGCCAGGUUUGCUGGUCAUAGCCCCUGGCAACCGAGAGCUGCUGCAAGAUUAUUACACGACACACAAGAUGCUGUGUGAGGAGGACCUGCAGACCCUCUGCGAGAAGACCCAGAUGAGUGCCCAGCAGGUCAAGCAGUGGUUUGCUGAGAAAAUGGGUGAAGAGACCCGAGCUGUGGCAGAUACAAGCAGUGAGGACCAGGGCCCUGGACACGGAGAGUCCGUGGCAGUUGACAAGGUGCUGGGCGAUGCCUGUGCAGCGCUGCCUGAGAACAGUGAAGCAUGGGAGCCAAGUGCUCCUGAGGCCAGCUCAGAGCCCUUUGACACUUCAAGUCCCCAGUCCGGACGUCAGCUCGAAACAGACUGAAUUUGAUCUGAUUACUGUGAAGGACCGGCCAGUCUGGGAUGCUGUCUGCCAUGUGGACAAACCUGCCACACAUCAUCUUGAUGGCCAGCUGCCAGGCACCAGGAGAGCCUCUGGAGCCUCGCUGAGCCCAGAACCUGCCGCCACCCCAACCACCCUCUGCCUGACACUUCUAAGCAAGUAGCUAUGGUUUCUCAUCAGCCUAUCCUCCCACAGUGCGGGACCUUUCCUUGGCCUCCCAAGGACAAACCGUUCAGAUUACAUAUACCUAGACUCAGAAUCACAUUGUUAGCAUACACAGUUAAUAAAGCAUCCUACCACAGACAUUCUCAAUACAUAGGAACUCGGGCUACCAAAGCAGUACAGCUCUGACAAUGCCAUGUCUGUUCUCUGGGAAGCUGAGGCCACAGGGACCCUCAUCCUCUGCGCAGUGGGAGUCGCAGGCAUGCUCAGAACUGCAUCAGGCCUGACCCUACUUGUCUUCUCAAGGGAACAGACUGUUGGAAGAGAUCUCUGCGUCACUGAGUGGAGGCAAGCCACACUUUGUGCCAGGCUUGUCUUGUGUUCUGAUUGACACAGAACCCACCGUUACCCUAGGUUCUGAACACAGCCAAGCUGUGGCUUCACCAUUGGAUGCUAACCUCUCUCUAGUUAACUGUAACUCUGCUUUUUAUGGAGUUUGAAUCAUGGACCAACUUCUCCAUUAUCAGAUCAACUAAAGAAACCAUUGUAAAGCCCAAUCUACUGGCCUGUAUGCUCCCUUCAAGUCAAACUCCGUUAGAACAAAAGGAAAGCGGUCAAAGUAGAGCCAGCUACUGUGGUUUUGGCCACCACAGUGCUCAAUGCCUCCUGCAGGUCAGAAGGAAGUACAUGGUGGCUGGUAGGAAGAAUGAGGCUGAAGGGCUUCGGAGAGUUGAAGUGACUAGAGCUCUCAGUGGUCUUGAGCACAAAGGCCUGCAGGUGACAGUUUUGGCAAAAUGCCUUUGUCACACGCCAAGGGCCUGGCCAGCUACUGGUUUCAUGAUCCAGAGGUGCUGGGCAUCCCUGGACAGAUCCCCAUGAGGACAUUUUUAAAGUUCCACAUGUAUAUUCCCAGCCUGAGAAACAAGUACUCUAUCUACUUUUGCCUAAGCCUCGUGUCUUUUUAAUUAAAAUCACAAGAAAUGGUGCCUUUGAAACAAUGGAAAACUUGCUUAGGGAGCUGUACUAAACCUUAAAGCCCCAGGCUCUCCUAGACUGGCUUCUCUGAGAGCAGUAGGCAAAGCAGGGCAGGGGAAGGAAAGGACAAACAGGCUAUGUCACCCAUGGCCCCACUUACCUUUUGGAGACUCCAUUAGGAGGAUGAGAGCUUUGACUAAGAAGGCAGUGGUCAACUUCUAGGUGUUCUCCCUCCCCCUCCCAGGGGAGGGGAAUAGUUUAAGGAUGAUGGAGGCCUUCAGCCUUUUAGGAAAGAGGGCUUUCUUUGUAACCCAGGGUCCUGGAACUAUUAUGUUUCUCCUGCUCUUCCUGUCCCCAUAGGGAUGGUCUCACAUUUGUCUUAGAUUGAGGUGUUUUGUUUUGUUUUGUUUUUGACUACUUGGCAAGUUUUGCAGCCUAUUUUUGUAUCCUUUCUGUUUGGGGAGGGAAGCUAUUUGACCCCAAACCUUGAGGAGUUGGAAAGAAUGAAUGGUGAGUGAUUGUUUUCCUUCAGAGAACAGAUGCCUGAAAGUUUUCCUUUAGUGUUUGUGUAUGUGAAGAUUUAUAUACCAUAUAUGCAGGAUACAUACUUAUUUGAUACUUUAUUCAUAAAACUAUACUUCUUAUGUACUCUUGAGCUUCAUGUGGAUGCCCUAGGGGGAGUAGUCUGUGUGUGAGGAGAGGACAGUCACUUGUCAGCGGGAGCCGCAGAGGAAGCCAUCUCCUAAGAAAGCAUUUGUAUGUCACUUGAGUGGAGGUGUGCCUGCUGGGCCUCACCUCCAGAGCCCUGCUGCACUGGCCGAAUGGUAGACUCAUAACAAUGUCUGAACAAUUUACAUGGAACAGAAACAUUAAGUUACUUGGGGGACAUUAUGCAGGACACAGGGAGCCUAGUCUCAGGCACUAGUCAGUCUUCUGGAUGGGAAGUUGCAGUAACACUGGCCCCACCACAUCUUUCUCAGAGCUGGUAAUGGCAAGAUUGUCCAGGUAAGGAGUGCAUUAGACUAAAUGCACCUUGCUUCCUUUGCUCUUGGAUGGGUAAGGGAAACCAUGACUUGGCCCUUGUUUGACAGGUAAUGGUGAGGGAGGCAGUCACGGAGUAGGCACUUCAGGGAAGGGCUUUGGAUACCAAGCAUGAGUGCACGGAUAGAGGAGUUGGGGUGACAUCACAGUGGCCUUGUACAGUUGGAAGCUCAAGUUGUUCUGUGUCUUCAGUAGAAGUCUGGUUGCUGAAUGAGGUGGAAUGUGCUACUCCUCGAAAGGUGUGCUUCGUGAGGGGUGAGCCUUGCCCAUCCUCUGCACUCACUUGGAUUUACCAGAGGCAGUACAUUCUAAGUGUUCUUUGUUGCUGGUCUUAUGUUAAUUUUUUUCUACUCACAUAUGUUUGUCAGUUCAGUUAUAAACCAGAACCAAUUCUAACAGAAACCUAAACUUAUACGUAAGCUUUGCAUAUUACUUGUAAUUUUUUGAUCAGAGAUUUUUCUUUUGGGAGGUGGGUGUGUUAGUUUUGGGAUUCCUUUCCCUAGAUGACUUUGAGGUCUAUUAGUGACUGUCCUUGCACUUUUCUCUUGGCUGAGUGACGGUGGCUUACAGGUGAACAAAGUACCUUAGCCCAAGGGCACCCUUCCCUCUUUAAGAACAAGGAGAGUUGGGUGGGAGCUGGUAGGCAGCUACCUGUAUCCUCCACGCUGUCCCCAGCCAGCCUUGGGUAUGUGCUACCAGAAAGCACUCUCCAGACCCAGAUGGCUCUCAGAUUUUACUUGUUCUGUCAGUAGCUAUGUCACACCUGUGUCCCCUCCUCCCUGCUGGCCCUAGGACAUCUGUAACACAGCAGCCACCUUGUGUGGAGGACAGGGGUGGGGGAGCAACCUUUCUGAUUGGAGACUGAUGUUGUCCUCCAGGUGAGUGUUGAGCUGUCCCUGUCUUGAGCCAUUGCCUUUUGUCUUCCUAGUCUCCACAGGGACCAAAAUCCUCAGAUUGGAGCAGCUCAGUCAGUUCCACUGUCACAGCCCACAUGUAUAAAGGAACUUUCUGGAAAACCAGCCAAGAAUAUCCUAAAACAAAACUUAGAAUUUGUGUUUUCCCUAAAGCCACUUUGCAGGUGAACUUAUAUCACAUUCAUUUGCAAGGCUCAGUUUUCUGCAGGAGUCUUCUAGAUACACAAAGGUCUUUGGUCAACUCAUCCUGGCCAAAUUUUGGCAUGCUACCUGGUUUUUCUUAUACCAGCCUUCUCUUUGGAUCCCUGAUUUAGCUUCCUCUUCUCCCUUAAGAGCACACUGUUCACCACUAUCCUGCCCAGCCCUUUAUGAGGUGAUUUCCAUGUUUUAUAUAGCACCGAAGCCCACAGGCCUUUCUAAGCCCAUGUCUUCCUGAGACUUCAACCUGAAUUUCCACACUGCAGUUCCUUCUGCCUUACAGUGGAGCAGGAAAGUUACAAAUUCCUAUAUAUACUGCAGGCUCAUAAGGCUGUUGAGCGGUCUUCAGUGGAAUGCCUGGGUUUAGUUCUGAUCGAGUAAUGACAGAGCUGAUACAGUACUGCCUGCUGCUGACAUUGCUACUUACUGGCUUACUAGCUAGAAAUCUAGAAGGAAUUGAGUCCUCAGAGUCUAUUUCUGCCGGAGUCUCUGUUCCCUAGUGGCCAGGCUGGCAUCUAGGUAGUGGCAAGCCCAAAUGUACUCAAGAGUCCGGAACCUGUACUUAGUUGUGGAGUAAAAGCAGUUCAGAGGGUGAGUGGUCCUAGGACUGAGCCUGCUUUGUGGGGCUUCCUGAGUGUUUGUCAACACUAGCCAGCAGUCCUAGGAACCUGGACCUCCAGACUGGAAAACCAAGACAGGUUUUUCUAGUCUAGGGCCUAGCAGGAACAUCUCUUCCCAACUCCCUAAAGUUUGGAGCAGGGAUGUAAAUCCAGAGUACACGUGGGCUGGCUUCUACAGACUUAGGCAGACUGGUUGCUACAAGAAGAGGUAGGCACCCGCUUCCUCGGCCUUCGGUUUCUGAAGGAACUGACCAGAUUCAGUGUAGUCACUACUCUGUCGUCUCUGUCCUCCUCGAGACAGACCUUGCUGCUACUCUGGCAGGAACCAGGCAGAACAGAGGGAGAAUAGCUAUUUGGCAGGGACUGUUUCCUACAUGGUGUCUUCCUGCUGUUUACAAGGGUGGGCAGAUGGCAAGUCAGGACACCUGAGAGGGGCCUGCACAUUUACCUGCCUGUUUUGUCAAGAGGCUGGCAGGAUGUGCCCAUACAUGGGUGCCUGCAUGGUAGUAGCUUUUUUUUGAUCUAUGCCUUUUGACGUGUUCCCUUCCAUGGAAAGUAGGUGAUUCAGUUGAAGGUGAAAUGCCUAGGAUUAAGCCUGCUCAGACACUGACUAUAAAAAGAGCUGCAGUGCUGUUCUUCUCAACAAGUCCCAGAAGAGUCCAGGAGGCAUAAGUCUCUUACGUGGUCCCAGUUAACAUGCAGUUUGUGCUUAAGAGAGAUCUUGUUCCUAGCCCCUGUCCACACAGCUUGGUCCCGUUCUUGUAGCCCCAUGUGAGAAGGUUGGCUGCAGUGAGAAUUAACAGCCAUUCCUCAGCAGGGUUCCAGCAUGAGUUAGGUCGCUCUGUGAAAUCGGGUGGGCCAAUGGUCACUCAGGGCACGGGUCUCUCAUGGUUCUGAGUAGCUGGCUUUGUUUAGCUCUGCCAGGAAGGUCAGGCUGUGUCAUAAUUGUUAUUAAACAGAGAAAACAGCCGAGCGCUUGGCCCCCGUGGACUAUUGUUCUUUGAGUUGUCCUGACAUAGCCUUGGGGAAUUGGGGAGGCAGCCAAGGGCCUGCAGUGUCCUUGCUUCUCGGUUCCUGGUCCCCAGCACCUGCUCUGUGUUCUGAUCUCAGUGUGGAUGGCUUGGCUUUGUUUUCAGGGGGCCUGACUGCUGAGAAGUGUGACUGGGGGUGAUUUGAACAGUCUGCCUUUGGUGUGCUUCCUGUCUCCCAGAAACAGCUGAAGCGACUGUCCUGGUGCUAAGUGAGGGUUACCUGCUACUGCGGCCAGCUGUGAAGGCAAACUAAGAAACAGCAUAUUCUGUCACAUGGACUUUGUAGAGAGGGUAUUUCCUGUGUGGCCCUGGCUGGCCUCCCACCUGAAUGGUCUGCUUACUGUAGACCAAGCUGGCCUCAGACUUGGGUGCUCUCCCUGCCUCUACCUCCCAAGCACUGAGUUACAGGCAUGGACCACACCUGCUGGAGUGUAAGAAUCAUUCACCCUGGCAAACAUUUGAACAGAAAGAUGGCCUUUGCUUUUGGUGUGGGCUGUGUGUGUUGUGAGAGGUGCGAGGAUGACCUCCAGGCUGAGUCUCCGGGCCUCCUAAGGUCCCCCAUGGGGAUGCUGCUAUUUCCAAGAUGCAAAUUGCACAUUUCGUAGAUUUUUGUAUCUGCAAAUUUGGAUAAGGGAUGGGAUGAGGGACAAAACUGCUUGUGUAGUUUGAAUGGGCCUCAGUGGUACUUCCAAUCUUUUAACUGUUCCUAAAUAAAAAUGUAGACACUUA